GAGUUUUUAGUUGCCGUAGGAACGUACUGAACUGUUACGAGAUGCAAUGAAAAUUAAAGCUCUGCGCCGGCUGCACUCGCCUGACACUACCAACUACAACCUGAUUCUGUCGUUUCGCCGUAAUCAAUGACGUAAACCGAGCUGAGAAGAAAUCGAGACCAACGAUCGCACACAAUUACAAUAAGGGCACAAACAAUUUCUUUCAAUUUACAACCACCGUCACCUAGUACAAGUGCGCAACACCCCAGCCCAGACUCUGCUCUGUCUCACAAACACACCAUCCUUUAGGGCAAACCCGAUGGAGGCACGUCUUGUCUCGAGCAACACUGACACCCUUGUUGCUACUUUGACCGUGUCGUGUUAAAAGCAUCGUUCAACCAAAGCAUUCCCCGCCCAUCCCCUUUCAACCACUUUUGGACUUCACCCUACUAUUGCUACAGGAGGCCAACCUUCGCUCCUGUCCAUGCUUGCGCUCAGAUGGCCGUCGACCGUCGUCGUAAGCGGAAGUGAACCAGCUCAUUUGGUGCUGGAUUUAAAGUGUUGGUUCUUGCGGUGUAGCUGUGUCGUGUGUUCAAGUGUUUAUUCAAGGAGCCAGGGAUAAGGCUCGAUCACUUUACUGUGCGCAACUCUGGGCGGUACGGAGACACAGCUGUGAAGGGCAGGCGUGAAGCGACACACCCCAACCCACCCACCCCAAGAUGAGCAGCUCGGGCGGAAGUCCCUCGAAGAAGGGCACCACCAGCGUGGACAUGCAAAUAUUCGCCACCAAUGGAAACACGAUCGUCGACGAGAGCUACGACCCGCAUCUGCACCGGAACCGGCCGCACCCGACGACCAACUUUGAAACGUUGGUCCACCUGCUGAAGGGAUCGCUUGGCACGGGCAUUCUCGCGAUGCCGCAAGCCUUCUACAAUGCGGGCUACAUCUCCGGCGUGGUGAACACGAUCCUGAUCGGCAUCCUCUGCACGUACUGCUUGCACGUGCUCGUCCAGGCGCAGUACGCCCUGUGCAAGCGGCAUCGCGUGCCGAUCCUCACCUACCCGAUCUCGAUGAAGAUUGCGCUCGAGGAGGGUCCGGAAUGUUUGCGCCGGUUCGCCCCGUACGCUGUCGUCAUCGUGGAUGGUUUCAUGAUCGUCUACCAGCUUGGUAUUUGCUGCGUGUAUAUAGUGUUUGUAGCGACCAACAUUAAGCAGCUGGUGGAUUACUACUGGCUCGAGCUGGAUGUGAAAAUUCACUGCCUGAUCCUGCUAGUGCCACUGAUCGGGAUCAACAUGAUCCGGAACCUGAAGGUGCUGGCGCCGUUCUCCACGCUGGCAAACUUGAUUACAUUCGUCGGCAUUGGAUUGAUAUUGGCCUACAUUCUGGAUGAUGUCCCACCGAUCUCCGAACGUCAGCCGGUGGCUGAGUUGGGCAAAUUUCCCCUCUUCUUCGGCACAACGCUGUUCGCGCUGGAAGCAGUCGGAGUGAUCAUAGCACUGGAAAAUAAUAUGGCCACCCCGAAAUCAUUCGGUGGCUCGUGCGGUGUACUUAACGUGGGCAUGAUUGUGAUUGUCUUCCUGUACGCCGGCAUGGGCUUCCUAGGCUAUCUGAAGUACGGCGCUGAAUCGGCCGGCAGCAUCACACUCAAUCUGCCCCAGGAGGAAAUCAUGUCCCAAUCGAUCAGAAUUCUGUUCGCCAUAGCCAUCUUUAUUUCGUACGGCUUGCAAUGCUACGUGCCAGUGGACAUCAUCUGGAACGUGUAUCUGGUGGAGAAGUACCGCGACUCCAACAACAAGCUGGUGUACGAGAUGUUGGUGCGAAUUGUUGUCGUCAUUACCACUUUUCUGCUGGCCGUUGCCAUUCCUCGCCUGGGUCUGUUCAUCUCGCUGUUCGGUGCAUUCUGUCUGUCCGCGCUGGGGAUUGCCUUUCCCGCGAUCAUGGAAAUCUGUGUGCUGUGGCCGGAUAAGCUGGGCCCAGGCAAGAUUACACUCUGGAAGGACAUCAUUCUGAUCGUGUUCGGCAUUGUCGGGCUGGUAGCUGGCACGUACACGAGCGUGCGCGAUAUUAUUCUUAGCUUCAUGUAAAGCAGCCCGGACCGAGCCGGUAGCUUCUUGCGCAGCCUACCAGCGUGGCCGCAAGAUAGCACAGUACAGGACGACCAAGUAGCUGCAGAUCGACUAUGCAGACGAAGAAGAAAAAACAACAAACCAAACAGAAACUACUUACAGCAAUCUUUCCUAGCUAAAAGACGCGGUUGUGCACUAAAGCUUCCUUAGGGUGAGGGCAUUUGCUCCGACCGUUCCUUGCUGCACACCGGGCUUGGGCCAGUGCUGGGUGAUUCGUCGUACACUGGGUAGUAAAGAUUUGUAACAUAUCAUUUGUAGCAUCGAACCUAGUAGAAACAUUCGUGUCUGGUUUGCUAGUAUUGAUUUCAAGCCAAGCAGCCCACAGUACGCAAGCUAGCUCAGGUGUGUAAGGUUUUGUGUUUUCAAAAGCAGAUAGCAGAAUUAUAAGUGAAUUGAUUUUCAACAAAAUAACCGCACAGCAACCUCAAACGGAACUAGGAAGGAAGAAGUGGAUGGCUAAGCCUAUUUUAGAGCAGAGUUAUAGAUUUGCAUAUCAAAGCCAGAGUAAGGUGUAAGCGUUCUCACGCAUUCUUUUUGUAGAAAACGGUGAUAGCGAUAGCUUUGUACAAUCACUCAACGCACCACCACCACCACUACGAUUACGCAGGAAAUUGGCAGCUGAGUGGGUUCAGCCAGCAACGAACUUACUAUGUAUGUUUAUGCUUUACGCGGGGACGCGGCAGCGCUUCCCGCUUCAGAAUAAAAGGAUACCCUUACGCGACCAACAACACCGUGCGCCUACAUCGAACGGUGCAGCAGCGCGCCAAGCAAAGCGAGAAUAAAGCAAACGAGGGGCGAAAUUAUGUUUACUUCUUUUUUUAUUAUAAAUAGAUCGUUACCAUUACACACUACUAGUUUCAGCAGCAUCUGCCUCUUUUACUGCGCUGGUGAGUGAUAUGAAAAUAUAUAAUUUUCUUCCUUUUACCAUUACACAUUCUUCUGUUCGAUGGAAAUAAGUUCUGAUUCUAAUGCUACUAACAUCUGGGUUAUAAAUAUAGUUUGGGGGAUAAUUUGUACACCACCUUCAGGCCGCCGGCCUUGCCAAGCAUUGAAGGUGGAGCUAUUUUUAUAUUCAAUUUGCUCCGCAGUGGGGUUUUACUGAUUCACGCAUUUUUUUUUAAAUUGCGAAGUUACGUGGUAACCUCGGUUAGUUAGGGAGGCGUUCUCGGAGUUUGACCCUGUUGCUCUUAGCCCGGUCUCGGUAUUAUGUUAUUGGCUUACACAUCAGCACUAUGCUGAACCAGAUACACACAUUUGUUAUGGCAGAAAUCAAGUCAAUCAUAAACAUAUACAAAUAAAACCACACAAUAC
Anopheles merus is the source of this 3416-nucleotide messenger RNA. RefSeq names its product proton-coupled amino acid transporter-like protein CG1139. Gene Ontology annotation, molecular function: amino acid transmembrane transporter activity. The transcript is spliced from 9 exons. Lineage: Eukaryota; Metazoa; Arthropoda; Insecta; Diptera; Culicidae. The record is from RefSeq and is a predicted model, not a curated record. Gene Ontology annotation, cellular component: vacuolar membrane. The coding region runs from base 699 to 2063 and encodes 454 amino acids. Gene Ontology annotation, biological process: amino acid transmembrane transport.